UCUUUCCCUUUUCCCUUCCUAGCCUUUCUUUCGUCUCUUUCUCCUUCUCUAAUAAAUUUGAAACGUUGUUAAAUUCCUUUAGACGACGCAGCUGAGGAUCUGAGCGCUCAGUCCGUCAGAAGCUUCGACCGAACAGAGUCACGCACAUCUUCCACAUCAUGAAUUUUACGUUUCAUUUGGUAUCAUUACUCAGCGUGAUCAUAUUGAAAUGUGUUUUCGCUUCACCCUACGGGUUCGGUAGCGGUCGGCAAGAAGACGCCGUUGUGAUAGAUGCAGCGCCGUCGUUUUCACCCGUUUCCAGUGACUCAGGUUAUCCCGCGCAUAACCCCGUCUAUUGUCGACAUCGGAUCCAUUAUACUCCUUCAUCGCAUUCGUCCGUUACGAACACGAGGCAAAAUUAUCAACAGCAAGAACCAAUAACGUAUCAGCCGUUCAACAACCCUGCAGUCGUUAGAAUUCGUCAAUACCCUUCGUCCAACAGCUAUGAAACGUAUCGCACUCCUUCUGCCCCUUCGUCCAGCAGCUACGAAACCAAGUAUGAAACGUAUCGCUCUCCUUCUGUCCCUUCGUCCAGCAGCUACGAAACCAAGUAUGAAACGUAUCGCUCUCCUUCUGUCCCUUCGUCCAGCAGCUACGAAACCAAGUAUGAAACGUAUCGCGCUCCUUCUUCCACUAUUGAAUCACCCCAGCCCUUUCGUCCACAUAAUAACGACAUCCAGGAGAGUUCGCAUAUUAAUCAGCAUGAUUACGAGCAGACCGGUUCGUCCUACGAGGCUUUCAUGGUUCCCCAGGGAUCAGCCCGCAUGGUCAUGGGCUAUAGGCUUGCAGCACCCAGUUCCUCGGAGCCAAAGUUUUCGUCAUCCUACUAUUAAUUCCACAACGAUUUAAAAUAGACGCUAAAACGGAAUAAUGCUCCAUCCCUUUCCGCGUUGCACUAUCGAAUGUCGCAAUAAAGCUGUCGGGGAUGUUUAGCUAGGGACCCAUCGCCUUAAAUGGAAAUGGGUUAAUUUAUGUACACAAGAAAAUGGAGCCUCGGGAACGAUAUCUAUGCCUUUUCCUUUCGACUUUAUCUCCUUUAUGUGUGUGAACUAAUUAAACGACACCUUAUUGAAAUACAUGAUUUGAUACAAAA
Messenger RNA from Daphnia magna, 1132 nucleotides. Its product is annotated as DNA-directed RNA polymerase II subunit RPB1. Lineage: Eukaryota; Metazoa; Arthropoda; Branchiopoda; Diplostraca; Daphniidae. The record is from RefSeq and is a predicted model, not a curated record.